AUGGCGCUCAUCCUUCCCGCGACGUGCGGUGGCCGCAUCGUCGCAGGUCUUCCUCCCCUGCACAGACCAACGCGCACCUCGUCUCACCGCACUUCACCAAGCCAUUUCAAUGUAUCCUCUGCCGGACGCGUUCUUUCCUACGGGAGGAACCUGAGCGCCGCUUAUCAGCUCGCGUCGCUCGUCCCGCUGCCGCUAAUCGCCCACGCGGCAUCCGCGUCGGCGAAGCUUCAGCGAAAUGCUGCGCUCACGUCGCGCGCCGUCGCUCGCCAAUCAGACUCGUCGCAACCGAAUGCGUCGCAGAACAAGCCAGCCUCCUUCACUCUUAAAGCGGCUUCGGCAGCUGUAGCCGCAGCUGUAGCCGCUGCUACAUCCGCGAUUUCCGCAUUCACCGCUCCUGCGGCUCUCGCCGUCGAUUCCGACGCGCUCUCCCGUUACGAGCAAAUCGCCGGCAAGGCCGUGCAGCGCUCCGUCGUUACAAUCACUUCCGCUGCCGCCACCGGGCCCGUCAAUGCCACGUCGGCUGGGGAGGCCGCCGGCGCUGCCGUCGCCGGGUCCGCCGCUGGGGAGGCCGCUAGCGCCGUUGCUUCCGCCGUAUCUGACGCCGUCUCUGCCGCCGCACCUGCCGCCGUGACUGAAGCCGCGUCGGCCGCCGCCUCUGCCGCCACUUCCGCCGUCACUUCUGCAGCGGCUGGAGUCGCCGACCUGUUCACCAGUGCCGUCCCCGCUGCCGCUUCUGCCGCCGUAUUCGACGCCGAAGUGGCCCUCGCUUUCGCGGCCGCAGCGGGAGCGACGGCGCUGCUCGCGGGGGCGUUUUCGUUUCUCACGCGGAAGCAGUACGCGGGGGAUUUGACCCCAGAAGCGGCUCUGGAAAAGGCCCUGGAAGAGGCUGGGGAGGAGUGGGAGGAAGAGGGCGAAGCGGUUGUUUUGCUGGACAUUCGCGACGGCAAGGAGAAGAGCCGAUCGGGUAACCCGACGCUGAAAAACUCGCCGAAGCGGCUGGUGGCGGUGGCGUAUCGCGAGGAUUCUGUGAAGCGGAAACCGGAGGAGGGCGAGGGGGACGGGGAGGACGACGUGGUGAUUGAAUUGGGUGAUCGUAAAGAGGGAUUCCUCGACGCGGUUAAGGAGGCUAAGGCCGUGUCGGACGGAUCUACUAUCAUCGUUAUCGAUAAGGCCGGGGAGGACGCCGUGGAUGUCGCCAAGCAGCUGACGUCAGCGGGCUUCAAGAAUGUCUUCGUCGUGGCUGGAGGAGCUGACGCGUGGCAGGAAGGGGGGCUGCCGUGGAAGAAACCAUUUCUCCGCCUGCCCACGCCUGUGCUACCCUCACUCCCCUCGCUCCCCUCGUUCAACCUCGGAAUCAACCUCGAGGAGUCCGUUUCUACAGUGAAAGAGGUCUUCACCACUGUAGAGAGCAGUGCAUCAAAGACAGCGUCAGCAGCGGCAUCAGCAGCUCCUGCAGCACUCGGCAUCCUCGCUGCUGCUGGGCUAUCCGUGGCCGUGCUGGCAGAGGUGCGUGUUCCUUCGUGCUGGGUGUAUGCAGCACUGGGCAUCCUCGCUGCUGCUGGUCUCUCCGUGGCCGUGCUGACAGACCGUAGAGACCAGAGUCUUUCUUGCCCCCAUUCCUUCCUGUUCCCUCCCUGGCCCCUUCACCCCGUUCCCCUCUCACCCCUCAACCUCUCAGUCCUCAACCUUUCAUCCCCUCAACCUCUCAACCCCUCACCCCUUCAGGCCGAGGCACUACUCACUCUGGUGGCAUCAGUGGCGCUCGUGCAGUUCAUAGCCACCAAGCUGCUCUUUGCUAAGUACUUGUCAGCAGGCUCUACUUUUACCGACUCUGCUCUUCCCACCUCUCCCCGUCCCUCCCAACCUCUCCUCAACCCACAGGACAGGGAGCAGACACUGGCACAGCUGCGCAAGUACCUGCCAACCGGUUCCGACCUGCCCACCCUCUCUCCUCUCACCUCUGUCCACCUCUCCCCAUCUCUCCCCACCCCUCCCUACCUCUCUUCCCCCACAACAGGACAGGGAGCAGACACUGGCUCAGCUGCGCAAGUACCUGCCAACUGGUGCGGACCUGCCUGCCCUUGCCCCUCCCGACGAAGCCACUGCACCAACGAGCAGCACUGCUGUGCUGAGCCCGCCUAA
Molecule: messenger RNA, 2142 nt
Organism: Closterium sp. Naga37s-1
Lineage: Eukaryota; Viridiplantae; Streptophyta; Zygnematophyceae; Desmidiales; Closteriaceae
Source: the annotation of a GenBank genome assembly